AUCAAGAUGAGAACUAUAGCAACCUCAACACUCGGCUUAAUAUUGUUUGCCAUGGCAACUAGGGCACAGGAGUCUAACUCGACUUGUUUCUCACUAAAAGGUUCAACAACUUGCCCAGCGUUUCAAAACUUCUAUAUCAGUCUUACAGGCAAUGAAAGUCGAUACCCUUUUCUAGCCAACGUAACAGACAUAUCUUCAUUUGAUACUGCACUUACCGAGUACGUAAACUCGGCCAACCUUUAUCUAUCACCUCUGGGAUGCACCAAUAGAGCCAUCGUUCCGACGACAAUACCCUACGCACGCUAUUCUUUCAGCUACAUGUGUGCUACUCUUAUUCAAGACAGCCUCUAUUCUUUACCGUGUAAUUAUCAACACAAUCUAUCGCCACCUCCUCUUUGCCAAUCAACUUGCCUUGAUUACAUGGCAAGCGUUGAAAGCAUCACAAACAACAUAGACAUGUGUCCCAAUCAAAUAGAACAAGAUAGCCAGUUUGAGAAUCUAAAUUCAUCUUGUAUCUAUUGGAGUGGAUUGAAUGGUACAUAUAAUUGCAUUAUUGGCUUAGCUAAUGAGCCCGACAAUUGUGGA
Molecule: messenger RNA, 585 nt
Organism: Gilbertella persicaria
Lineage: Eukaryota; Fungi; Mucoromycota; Mucoromycetes; Mucorales; Choanephoraceae
Exons: 1
Source: RefSeq, a predicted model, not a curated record